Messenger RNA from Caenorhabditis briggsae, 333 nucleotides. The transcript has a single exon. The record is from RefSeq and is a predicted model, not a curated record. Lineage: Eukaryota; Metazoa; Nematoda; Chromadorea; Rhabditida; Rhabditidae. Bases 1 to 333 code for a protein of 110 amino acids.
AUGGAUGGCAGACAACGAGGUUCGUUUCCAUCGGACACACCCCAGCCACGUGCAAAUACACGAGGCUCAUCGUCAAGAAGAUUCUCGGGAACGUCGUCGUUUGGAGCGAGAUGGGGAUCACAAAUCCUGGAAGAAGCUCGUCAAUCCAGAGGAACCAAUUCUGCAAGAGUAUAUGUCCCUCAUCCAAGUGCUCCAGAUCUCAAAGGAGAGGAUCCGGUGAAACGUCUCUUUAUGGCAACCGUAAUCGGAAACGUCUAUUUCAACUGCACCGAAUACCGAGCGUCAUUAAAGUGUGAAGAUGUCGUGACUUGUCUUUCGAAUAUAUUUUUUUGA